UCUCCUCUCCUUGUUGCCUUCCCUGUGCCCAAGGUGUGUGUGAGAUGUUCCUAACCCUUCUCCAUUACUUCCAGCCUCCAUCUUUUGGAAUCUCCUUAUUAUCAGCUCUAAAACCUGAAUGACCCUUUUGAUUUGAGGGGGAGGGGGUGUCAGUAGAAUGCAAGGGGUUUCCUUUAGGGAGCAUCAUGGGCACAUGACCAGUCCAGCCUAGUUGGCUCAGAGCAUUCUUACUAGCCCUCAGAAUUCCUUGUUCCCACACCCAUCAGUCCCCAGCAAACUGAGACAGCUGACCUCCCAAGCAGCUACUCUGGACUCUACCUCAAUGAGGUCUCUCACCCUUCAGGCAGAGGCCAACACACACACAAAAGGAAACCCAGUCUGCGGGGUCAUGCUACAAACACCAACACCAGGCUUGACGUGACUUCUGAACCAGGGAGGAAGUGUGCUUAGCAUGCCUGGGCUCUGGAGGAGGGGGAAAGACUGCAUCCCGAGGAAGAUGGAGUGAGGAGUAACCCAGGAGAAAGUGCAAAGACAACCCCGUCUGCCAUGGAGGGCUGUGGAUGACCCUGGAGCUCUGGCCUGAAGCUUCGUUCUGAAACACAGAAUCCUUCCUGUCCUGGUGCUCUGGAGCAGAGGUUCCUGAACUUCCCCUGCUGUAUGUUCUUCACCUUACACACCCCAUGUGGUCAGAGAGAUCCUUCCUCAACUCUGCCCUCUGUUCUGGCUGUGGUUUCAGCCUCCCUUUUCAUCAUAUCCUCUGCUCGACAGUUACUGGGCCAACGCUGAUCUGGCUUUUCUCAACAUUCAACAAGUGAGGGCCCCGGAGACAUAAGGGACAUCAGUGGUCACCAUUACGCUGCUUCUUACCUCUCCCAAGAAGUGACAGAGUGAAACACAGACAGAAAGGCCCAUGGCAGACUGAAGGAGCGUGCUCUUGGUGCUACAGGACACUUCAAAGAAAGCCAGCAUCCUUUCUUUUGCUGAGGGGAGUAGAAGGCUGCGGUGGCUUUCCAAAGUCCCAGAUGCUCCUGUGGCAGGGCUGGAGGGAGGUGCUGCUGGCCCUGGGCCAUCCUGUCUCUUCUUCGUUCUCGGCUUCUUGGCGGCGUCUCCUAGCUCAGCCCACAUUCUCUCUAUCGGAGUUGAGAGCAGAGGGUACAGGGCUGUAGGGGUGUAGGAGAGAAGUGUGGAGUCGUGCCUAGAUCCCAGUAAGAAAGUCCACCGGGGCUGCUAAAUGGUCAAGUGGGUAGGGUAAGGGGAAGACAUUGGUAUCUUGUGUCAUGAAGGAGAUCACUCAGACGUUGGUGUCUCUCAGAAAGAAUAGAGAGGCUGUUAACUUGUAAUGGGCAGGGCUGGAUGUGGCUUGUCUCCUGUUGUCACAUCACGGUCAUGGUCUGACCCGAAGUCAAGAUUACGUUGUGGUUCCCGCUGUUCAUUUUUUUUUUUUUUUCACAUUCUCAUUGAUAUUUUUUCUCUUUGUACGUCCUCCCCUCCCGUGUCUACGUGUCUGUCUGUCUCUCAAUCUCAAUAGCCUAGGGUAGCCUUGACCCCCCCAUAUGCUGUUUUUUUUAUCGUGAUAUUACCCUAACUCACGACAAAACAUAGAACAUAGGCGGUCUGCGUAAUCUAAAAACCCAUUAAUCGAAAAACCACACCACGUGCACGUUGUUAAUGUGGAGGACAAAGAUAAUAUUUUUAAAUCAGAAGUCUCAAUCUGAGCCUUCUCCCUUGCUUCCUUCUCCUAGGAUACAAUCCAUAAUUUUGUUUACUCCUCCAGUCUAGACCUGCACUUUUAGACCACACCCCAAGCCAAGUCACUCCUGGCAGCCCUCUUUCCUACCUCACUGCCUCUUCCUGGGUACCACUCACUUAGCCCCGCCCAAGGAGUCUUCCUCCCUUCUGGACUGCUCAGAAACAGACUGUCCCUCCCCAACAGUGCAGGAGGUGUGGGGGUUCUCAGCCUCACCCUCAGGAAGAUGCCUCCCCCCCCUUUGCUCUGCUCUGUGGUACUUCCUCUCCGGCUGACUUAGCCGAUAGACCUAGAAGUGGGACCAAGACCCUAGUACUAAGACAGAUUCAAGGAUUCAAGGAUUGUAUAUCCAGCAAUUAGACAUGGCAUUACCUUCUGAUCAGCAUCUGGAAAACCCUGCAAUGGCUGCAAACACUACAUCUCCUGCAGCACCUUCUUCCCCUGGUGGCAUGUCCCCGCCUCCCUUGCCCAUUGUCCUGCUGUCUGUGGCCCUGGCUGUGGGCCUUCCUGGCAAUAGCUUCGUGGUGUGGAGCAUCCUGAAAAGGAUGCAGAAACGUUCUGUCACCGCCCUGCUGGUGCUGAACUUGGCCCUGGCCGACCUGGCCGUGCUGCUCACCGCUCCCUUUUUCCUACACUUCCUGGCUCGAGGCACCUGGAGUUUUAAAGUGACCGGUUGUCGCCUGUGCCACUAUGUCUGUGGUGUAAGCAUGUACGCCAGCGUCCUGCUUAUCACCAUCAUGAGUCUGGACCGCUCACUGGCAGUGGCCCGCCCCUUUGUGUCCCAGAAGGUUCGUACUAAGGCCUUUGCCCGAUGGGUGUUGGCAGGCAUCUGGGUGGCGUCUUUCCUGCUGGCCAUACCGGUCCUUGUGUACCGUACAGUAAUAUGGAACAACAGGACUCUGAUCUGCGACUCGAGUUAUUCCAGCGAUGGGCAUAAGGCCUUCCAUCUGCUCUUCGAAGCCAUCACGGGCUUCCUGCUGCCCUUCCUGGCGGUGGUGGCCAGCUACUCUGACAUCGGGCGCAGGCUGCAGGCUCGGCGCUUCCGCCGCAGUCGCCGCACCGGUCGCCUGGUGGUGCUCAUCAUCCUGGCCUUCGCCGCCUUCUGGCUGCCUUACCACCUGGUGAACCUGGUGGAGGCCGGCCGCACGCUGGCCGGCGGGGGCAAGGACAACGCUGCCGGGAGGCGUCUGAAACAGGCCCGCCACGUGCUCAUCGCGCUGGCUUUCCUGAGCAGCAGCGUGAACCCGGUGCUGUACGCGUGCGCGGGCGGCGGCCUGCUGCGGUCGGCGGGCGUGGGCUUCGUCGUCAAGCUGUUGGAGGGCACUGGCUCCGAGAUGUCCAGCACCCGCCGCGGGGGCACUCUGGUCCAGGCCCCGAAGGACACACCUGCCUGUCCUGAGCCCGGCCCCGGCCCCACCGACAGCUUCAUGACUUCCUCCACCCUUCCUGAGUCUUCGAAGUGAACUGCACUAGGCUGGGUUGUGACACAGCUCCUAACUCUGGCCUGACCCACUUCUGUACCUGGAGGAGAACGUUGGGGACUGGGCUUAAGCGGAAAAGAGGGAGGGGCGGGGCAAGCCAGGGCAGAGAGCUAGCGUGCUCUGGCCUGGCUUUUGCAGGCAGCUUUACGAUUAAAACUAAAGUCUGAAAUCGGUUAA
This is a messenger RNA of Apodemus sylvaticus (European woodmouse), 3405 nucleotides long. RefSeq names its product leukotriene B4 receptor (gene Ltb4r). Bases 2110 to 3210 code for a protein of 366 amino acids. Gene Ontology annotation, biological process: inflammatory response; positive regulation of cytosolic calcium ion concentration; complement receptor mediated signaling pathway. The record is from RefSeq and is a predicted model, not a curated record. Gene Ontology annotation, cellular component: plasma membrane. Gene Ontology annotation, molecular function: complement receptor activity; leukotriene receptor activity. NCBI's taxonomy places the organism in Eukaryota, Metazoa, Chordata, Mammalia, Rodentia, Muridae. The transcript has 2 exons.